AUGGAUCAGCUGGCUUUGCUCGCGACGGAGUUCGGGGAUUCGUCCGACUUCGAGGUCGACGGCAUCAACGAGAACGAUGUCAGCGACGAGGAGAUUGAGCCGGAGGAGCUGGCCCGGCGAAUGUGGAAGGACAGGGUCAGGCUCCGGAGGAUCAAGGAGAGGCAGCAGAAGCUGGCCCUGCAGCAGGCCGAACUGGAGCUGGAGAAGUCCAAGCCCAAGCAGAUAUCCGACCAGGCCAUGCGCAAGAAGAUGGCCAGGGCGCACGACGGGAUCCUCAAGUACAUGCUCAAGCUGAUGGAGGUGUGCAAUGCCCGUGGGUUUGUGUACGGGAUCAUCCCUGAGAAAGGGAAGCCUGUGAGCGGUGCCUCGGAUAACAUUAGAGCUUGGUGGAAGGAGAAGGUUAAGUUUGAUAAGAAUGGUCCGGCAGCGAUUGCAAAGUACGAGGCCGAGCACUUGGUGGAUGCUGAUGCUCAGAGUAGCGUUGUCAAGACCGAGCACAGCUUGAUGGAUCUCCAAGACGCCACUCUGGGCUCACUGCUUUCGUCAUUGAUGCAGCACUGUAAUCCACCGCAGCGCAAGUACCCCCUGGAGAAGGGCACUCCGACCCCAUGGUGGCCUGCGGGGAAUGAAGAGUGGUGGGCUGCCUUGGGCCUUCCAAGGGGACAGAUUGCUCCUUACAAAAAACCUCAUGAUCUUAAGAAGGUUUGGAAGGUCGGUGUGCUUACAUGUGUUAUUAAGCACAUGUCCCCUAACUUCGAUAAGAUCAGAAACCAUGUUCGCAAAUCCAAAAUCUUGCAGGAUAAAAUGACUGCAAAGGAGAGCCUGAUUUGGUUGGGAGUUCUACAGAGAGAGGAAAGGCUUGUGCUUGGCAUUGACAAUGGCGUCUCAGAGAUUACUCACCGCAGUGCUCCAGAAGACAGAAAUGGAACUAGGAACGCACAGAGCAGCAGUAACGAGUAUGAUGUUGAUGGUUUUGAGGAGGCUCCUCUUUCAAUAUCAUCUAAAGAUGAUGAGCAAGGUCUUUCUCCAGCUGCACAAUCCAGCGAGGAGCAUGUCUCCGGAAGAGACAGAGAAAGGGCGAACACUAAACAUCUUUAUCAGGCUGUUGUUCUUAAGGAAGGAACAAAAAAACAACCACCAAAGAGAAAAAGAGCACGUCACAGUUCCGUUGCUGUUGAGCAGGAGGUACAAAGGACUGAUGAUGCACCAGAAAAUCCAGGAAAUCUGAUUCCCGAUAUGAACCGACUGGACAAAGUAGAGAUUCCAGGCAUGGCUAACCACCAGAUUACAAGCUUCAAUCAGAUGGCCGUUACAAGUGAAGCUUUACAACACAGUGGAAAUGCUCAAGGGCAUGUUUAUCUUCCUGGGUCUGGGGUUAAUGGCUUUGAUAAUGCCCAACCUGUGGAUGCUACUCCUGUAAGCAUAUAUCAGCCUGUACUUUAUGGAAGUAGUGAUAAUGCCAGGUCAAAGUCUGGAAACCCCUUUCCACUGCAUGCCAAUUCUGGUUUUAAUAGUUUUCCCAGUAACUAUCAGACUUUACCUCCGAAACAAUCAGUGCCAUUACCUAUGAUGGAUCAUCAUGUGGUUCCCAUGGGUAUCAGGGCACCAGCUGACAACAGUCCUUAUGGUGAUCAUGUGAUUGGUGGUGGAAGUUCAACUUCUGUCCCUGGAGAUAUGCAACACCUCGUAGAUUUUCCAUUCUACGGUGAGCAAGAUAAGUUUGUUGGCAGUUCUUUUGAGGGGUUACCUUUGGACUAUAUCAGUAUGAGCAGCCCGAUCCCAGAUAUUGAUGAUUUGCUGCUGCAUGAUGAUGAUUUAAUGGAAUACCUGGGAACAUAA
This is a messenger RNA of Triticum turgidum subsp. durum (durum wheat), 1839 nucleotides long. Lineage: Eukaryota; Viridiplantae; Streptophyta; Magnoliopsida; Poales; Poaceae. The record is from the annotation of a GenBank genome assembly.